CACUGCAGCUGUGGGACCAGUGAGCUUCGGAGCGGACAGACAAAACAUCAUCUCCCGCCUCUCCGCUCUCUCCCGGUCAAUUGUCACUCCGACAUCACACCACCCACCACCGCCGUCGUCACCAUGCUGUCCCGCACCGCCGUCGCCGUCGCCCGCCGGGCCACCGCUGCCCCCGCUCUCCGUCGCAGCAUCGCCACCACCGUUGUGCGCCGCCACGCCGAGUCCAAGGCCCCUACCGUCCACAUCAAGACUCUCUCCGAGAUCAAGACCAAGGAGGACCUCAUCGGCCCCGGUGCCAAGCCUGGCACUGUCCCCACCGAUAUCGAGCAGGCCACCGGUCUCGAGCGUCUCGAGAUUCUCGGCAAGAUGGAGGGCGUCGACGUUUUCGACAUGAAGCCCCUUGAUGCCUCCCGCAGGGGCACCAUGGAGAACCCCAUCUCCGUCCGCUCCGCCGGUGAUGAGCAGUACGCCGGUUGCACUGGCUUCCCUGCCGACUCCCACAACGUCAUCUGGCUCACCAUGACCCGCGAGCGCCCCAUCGAGCGCUGCCCCGAGUGCGGCAACGUCUACAAGAUGGAGUACCUCGGUCCCCAGGACUCCCACGACCACGACCACGACCACGACCACCACGGCUUCGAGGAGCCCAAGACCUUCGCCGACUUUGUCAAGCCCCAGUACUGGUAAAUACCCAGUUUUGUUGGGUUGGUAAGGGAGGUUCGGUACUUGGAAUGGGUUGUUAAUAGAAGAAGACUUUGAUAAAUACGAUGCAUGCAUAUGACAAGUUUACUGGGAGGCAGCAUUGUGAAUCGCGAACCUAGAGAAUAUGGGGGUGGUGAGGUUGGGUAGGUGGCUGAACCUGCAUUCGAAAAACCUGGAGUUGUAGAUUACUACCUGUUACCCUGGGCUACCAAAGACUAAAGAUGAGUUGUAUAGACUACCGAGA
This is a messenger RNA of Neurospora tetraspora, 943 nucleotides long. RefSeq names its product cytochrome c oxidase subunit VB-domain-containing protein. The transcript is spliced from 5 exons. Gene Ontology annotation, cellular component: mitochondrial envelope. NCBI's taxonomy places the organism in Eukaryota, Fungi, Ascomycota, Sordariomycetes, Sordariales, Sordariaceae. The coding region runs from base 124 to 684 and encodes 186 amino acids. Gene Ontology annotation, biological process: mitochondrial electron transport, cytochrome c to oxygen. The record is from RefSeq and is a predicted model, not a curated record.